Varanus komodoensis (Komodo dragon) is the source of this 2228-nucleotide messenger RNA. Its product is annotated as galactosylgalactosylxylosylprotein 3-beta-glucuronosyltransferase 1-like. Gene Ontology annotation, biological process: carbohydrate metabolic process; chondroitin sulfate proteoglycan biosynthetic process. The transcript is spliced from 7 exons. Gene Ontology annotation, cellular component: Golgi membrane. The record is from RefSeq and is a predicted model, not a curated record. The coding region runs from base 522 to 1550 and encodes 342 amino acids. NCBI's taxonomy places the organism in Eukaryota, Metazoa, Chordata, Lepidosauria, Squamata, Varanidae. Gene Ontology annotation, molecular function: galactosylgalactosylxylosylprotein 3-beta-glucuronosyltransferase activity.
AGUCGGCGGGAGGCUUUGGGAAGGAGCCAUUCAGAAUCACUCGAAAGCCGCCGCGCCGCCGCCGGGGGCACGUGCUGCACCCGCAGCCGGCAAACCUGUAGCCUCAAAGCCCGACGGACGCUGAUUUCUGGCCGUACUGGAGAGGGGGCACCGCUCCUGCCGGCACUCGCCAGGAGAUCUCCCCGCCGGCACUUGCUCGGUUGUUCUUGAGGAUCCUCAGAACUGGCCCAUGAAGCAAAGCGACGCAUUGCUUAACUCAGGCCUCCAAAGGAAGCACAAUCACGCCCUGACAGACAGGAAUGUGGAAGAAGGCCUACAAGAAAGCUGCCAGAUGUAUGCACCCAGCAGCACCUGAGCAGAAUCUCAGGGAACACCAACCCCCAACCGGUCCCAGGAAGGUCAGGGGACUAAAAAUCUCCCAGUCCAAUUGUGUUUCAGCAAAUCACUGGUGCCAACGCAUGCCCCCUCCUGUGACAGAUAACUGGUAGGGAGAUGCCCGGGCACCAGAAGUUCUCUGCAGCAUGCUGAGGAGACGUAACCUUCUCACCACACUUCUGAUUGCUUUGCCAUGGGGUCUCCUCCUAACAUUGUGGCAUCAGUACCCAACCACCCGCUACCUCAGCCUCCUGAGAAAGGAAACAGAUGAAAAUGUGACAGCCAAAUCUCUCUUCAAUAGCACAUCUUUAGUAAGGGAGGAUGGGCUCUCAUCCUGUCGGCCGCCAGCCAUCGGGGCUGCUCCCAAAAUAAUCCGAAGCUACAUGUAUGCGAGGCCUCCGCCAUGGUCGGACAACCUGCCUGCUAUAUUUGUGAUCACACCGACCUACACCCGACCAGUGCAGAAGGCUGAGCUGACCCGACUGGCUAACACUUUCCUCCACGUGCAGAACCUCCACUGGGUAGUGGUGGAGGACUCACCCAGAAGGACCAACCUCGUGUCUAACCUCUUGGAGAAGGCAGGGAUCAAUUUUACUCAUCUGAACAUUGAGACUCCUAAGAGUCUGAAAGUAGGCCUGUCCUGGAUCCCGUCUCAUACUCCGAGGGGCACAUUCCAGAGGAAUCUCGGACUACAUUGGUUGAGGGAAAGUUUCAGUGCCACGCCACCACCAGAAGGCGUAGUAUACUUCGCUGAUGAUGAUAACACCUAUAGCCUAGAGCUGUUUGAAGAGAUGCGCUACACAAAGAAGGUCUCUGUAUGGCCAGUUGCCUUUGUUGGUGGUCUCAAGUAUGAAUCUCCAAAAGUAAGCCCAGCAGGUAAAGUGGUGGGCUGGAAGACGGUGUUCGACCCUAACCGACCCUUUGCCAUCGACAUGGCUGGCUUUGCCAUCAGCAUCAAGUUGAUCCUGGAAAAGCCACAGGCCAGUUUCAAGUUGGAUGGAGUGAAAGGAGGUUACCAAGAAACUAGUUUACUGAAGGAUCUAGUGACAAUGGAUGGAUUAGAACCCAAAGCCGCCAACUGCACAAAGGUCUUGGUCUGGCACACAAGGACUGAAAGGCCAACCCUGGUCAAUGAAGGGAAACGUGGAUUCACAGACCCAAGAGUGGAAGUGUAGAUAAAUUGUUCUUACACUGCAUGUGUAGAUCAGCCAUGAGGGGAAGACUGGCCCAAGGGAAGGAGCCCUGGUUCAGCCAUAGAGCACAUGGACUGGAUGCCGAAGCACCCAGGCUCAUUGCCUGGCAUAUCUGCAAAGAUCACCUCUGCAAUCUCUCCUAGCAAUGCUGCCAGACAGAGUGGAAGAUCCGAUUCAAUGUAAGCUUGUUCAGAGUUACCUGUCUGUAUACCUAUCUGUCUGCAAUCCCCUUCAUGGGAAGUGUCUCCAUGCUGCUUCAUUGAUUUCCAGUGGCAGAACUAUCUGUUCAGCCAAUGUGGUGGUGAGUCAGUCCAUUCUCCCUGAAACCUCCAUUACCUGGAGAUUGUGCUAUGCAUCCUCAGAUAGUUAACUUUCUCCCCCACCCACUCACAGCUCCUUGUCCCACAUUGUUUAGGGAGCUGACUCUCUGGAGAGACUUGCAUUGGUAGGGGGCAGGGGCUGCAGGGUGAAGGAGGAGGUAAUGAGGAAUGUUCCUUUUGUGAACCUUCCCAAGCAGUUUUAGGCUCAGAAUCUCAGGAAUCUCAGACAAUUUUUGCUUCUCUCAGCAACUCACUUACUUAAGAAUGGCCCUGGCCAUCCAGGGAGGCUUUUUGAUGGGACCUGCUAGGAGAAGGUCAGAGUGAAAAAUUCUCCUUCCAU